UCGCCGUGUGUCACUAUAUCAUUUUUCAGUAAGGCGAGGGUGGCUUGUCGAUAGGACAUCAUGGUUCGCAAUAUUGAAAAGCUUUGUGCGAGGAUUUUAUAGAGCCUUGGGGGCACCAUCAACUUGGGAACAGCUUUAGGGGCUCUUUCGCAAGAUAUCUCGUAUGAAUAUAUUCUCGGUAAAAUGUGCGCGAGUCUAGAAGAAGACGACUUCAACGUUGCCACGACAGAGAUGCUCCAGAACUUGGGUGGCGCUUGGCACUUGGCGCCUUUUUAAACUUAUUCCCUGGUUAACAGCAUUAAAGUCGGUUCCUCGCGGUCUAAUGUCGAAAAUAGCCAACAAGAAUACCUUGAGCUUCCUCCAACUUUCCCAGAAAAUUGACAACGAUACCGAAAAUCUUUUUGGCAGUUUGGGCACAUCUUUCACCAACGAGGAAAAACCUCAGACAGUUGCCCAUGCAAUCGCCAACUCGAAGCUUCCUCCAGCCGAAAAAGCUCUACCGUGUAUUCUCACUGAGGUCCACGUCAUAGUUGGCGCAGGUUUGGAGACUGCCUCCAGCGUAAUGAGAUUGAUGGUGUACCACGUUUUUAGCAACACCGAGAUAAAACAAGAGGUGAGGGAACAACGAAGUUGUUCCGCAAGGAACUCUGACUAAGGUGGCUUUGGGAAUCAGAGUUAUACAUACAAACAUCCCUUUCAUAUUCCACGUCUCAUACUCAACACCUGUCACAUAAAACAGUCUCAAAUAUCGGUACUCAGGCAGCAUUCAGGAUGUUGUUAUAUCAUCUACCUAAAUAUGAGAUAGACACAGCCGUCACAGUACUAUAAUUGUACGUGGGUAUAGCAACGUUAAACUCUCAAGUUCACA
This is a messenger RNA of Daldinia caldariorum, 868 nucleotides long. RefSeq lists its product as uncharacterized. Lineage: Eukaryota; Fungi; Ascomycota; Sordariomycetes; Xylariales; Hypoxylaceae. The coding region runs from base 323 to 655 and encodes 110 amino acids. The transcript is spliced from 2 exons. The record is from RefSeq and is a predicted model, not a curated record.